Molecule: messenger RNA, 1205 nt
Organism: Topomyia yanbarensis
Lineage: Eukaryota; Metazoa; Arthropoda; Insecta; Diptera; Culicidae
Product: V-type proton ATPase subunit D 1
Exons: 5
Coding region: 115-855 (246 amino acids)
Cellular component (GO): proton-transporting V-type ATPase complex
Molecular function (GO): proton-transporting ATPase activity, rotational mechanism
Source: RefSeq, a predicted model, not a curated record
UCUGGUAAUAACUGUCAAGAGUCAAUGAACAAAAAAAAGCGAAAAACCAUUUGAUCUUGUGACCAGUUCUGCGUUGGUUGAUUGAAUAUUGUCGAAAAGAAUUUUUGGUAGAAAAUGUCUUCAAAAGAUCGAAUCCCAAUUUUUCCCUCUCGAGGAGCUCAGAUGCAAAUGAAGGCUCGUCUUGCAGGUGCCCAUAAAGGUCACGGGUUGCUCAAGAAAAAAGCUGAUGCCCUCCAGAUGAGAUUCCGUAUGAUACUGAGCAAAAUUAUUGAGACUAAAACGCUGAUGGGGGAAGUAAUGAAGGAAGCAGCAUUUUCCCUGGCGGAGGCAAAAUUUCUCUCCGGUGAUUUUAAUCAAGUGGUGUUGCAGAAUGUUACCAAAGCUCAAAUUAAAAUCCGAACAAAAAGAGAUAACGUAGCAGGUGUAACGUUACCAGUAUUUGAGUCCUACCAGGACGGCAGCGACACCUACGAAUUAACUGGUCUUGCAAAGGGUGGUCAGCAGAUGCAAAAGUUGAAGAAAAACUAUCAGAGUGCUGUUAAGCUACUAGUAGAGCUCGCUUCAUUGCAGACUUCUUUUGUGACUUUAGACGAAGUCAUCAAAAUAACAAACAGAAGAGUAAAUGCUAUUGAACAUGUUAUUAUUCCAAGAAUCGAUCGUACUCUGGCGUAUAUCAUUUCCGAAUUGGAUGAAUUGGAGAGAGAAGAGUUUUAUCGUUUAAAGAAAAUUCAGGAUAAAAAGCGUAUUGCCAAAAAGAAAGAAGAGGUUCGCAAGGCAGCAUUACUUGAAAAAGGUAUCGAUGUUCGGGCUCACGCAAAUCUUCUGGAUGAAGGCGACGAUGACAUACUGUUCUAAACAGAAAGGACAUUUACGUGUUAUAUUGUAUGUCGUAGAUCGCACGGAACUUUCGAUUGUGUAGAGUUCGUUCCGAAAACAACAGUAAACGGUUUUAAAAUAGCAAUGUGCUGUUUUGUAGAAUGCGGUGUAUAAUAUAAUAAUAUUCGUUUUAUUCUUUAUUUGAGUUUAUAUGAAUACAUUGCUAUCGUACAAUUAAAAUUAUAUAAGCUACAAUUACUUAGUUGUCUACCGUCAAACUAGAAAAGAAACAAAGUUUGUUUUUAAUUCAAAGGUUAAUUUUUGUUUGUGUAGAAUGUCACAUUUGUUAUUUUAUAAACGAUAAUGCAACAGGCGCAAUGUAUACAUAA